UCCCUGCUCUGAUUCUGCUGCUCUCGAGAUGGGCAGGUACUGGCUGCUGCCUGGUCUCCUCCUUUCCCUGCCUCUGGUAACAGGGUGGACCACUUCCAAUUGCCUGGUGACUGAAGGCUCCCGGCUGCCCCUGGUCUCCCGCUAUUUUGCAUUCUGCACCAACUCUAAGCUAUCCUUUCUUGCGGCUUGCUUCCCUGUGAAUAACCUGACACAGACCUUGGAAGCUGUACCCCGGGCUGUGGAGGGACUCUGCCUUGGUGGUUCUGUGUCUACUCUGCUUCCAGAUGCUUUCUCUGCUUUUCCUGGACUCAAGAUCCUGGGACUGAGUCUGCACCCUACCCGACUCCUGCCAGGAGCUCUCCGGGGCCUGGGACAGUUACGGAACCUCUCUUUUUUUGGCCAUCCUGGUGGGAGGAAAUCUCUCUUUCUACCUCCCGAUGCCUUUGGUGACCUGAUUUCCCUCCAGAGACUCCAUAUCUCUGGCCCCUGCCUGGAUAAGAAGGCAAGUGUCUCUCUGCCUCCCAGUCUGCAAUGGUUGACUGUCCAGUUCAGUUGCCUUCAGGAUGUGGGAGAGCUGGCUGGCAUGUUCCCAGAUCUGGUGCAAGGUUCCUCCUCCAGGGCUUCAUGGACCCUGAAGAUGUUGGAUCUGUCACAAAACCGGGGGCUGAAGAUGGCUAGUCCUGGGUCCCUCCAGGGUCUCCAGGUGGAGAUUCUGGACCUGAGAGGAACACAGCUGGAUGCUGUGGCAGUGAAGGACCUGGGACUUCUGAAACUUGAUGUCUUGUAUGGACAGACUGCCACGGCCGAGCUGGCUGCUGAGGUCAUUGCCCACUUUGAGCUGCAGGGCCUGAAUGUGGAAAGAAGCAAGCUAGGAAAUAUAUCUCAGGAGGCCCUGGCUUCCUGCCAUAGCCUGAAGACCUUGGGUCUUUCAGGCACUGGCCUGACUAAGCUACCACCAGGCUUCCUGGCUGCCAUGCCUAGGCUUCAGAGACUGGACCUGGCCAGAAACCAAUUGCCGAGCACCGUGCUGUGCAUGAAUGAGACGGGAGACGUGUCAGGACUCACGACUCUGAAUCUGUCAGGCAAUGGGUUGCGCAUCCUGCCUCCGGCUACCUUCUCCUGUUUACCACACUUGCGAGAGCUGCUGCUUCAGGACAACAAGCUGCUAUCCCUGGAGGGGCACCUUUUCCAGGAGCUACAGCAACUAGAGACCUUGAAGCUGGAUAGAAAUCCCCUGUUUAACCUGGGUAAGAACUGGUUGGCUGCUCUGCCUGCAUUGACCACCCUUAGCCUGUUAGAUACUCAAAUUGUACUGAGCCCAGACCCUGGCUUCUGGGGAGCAAAGAAUCUGCAUACCUUGAGCCUGAGGCUUCCCCAUCGCCCUGCUCCAGCAGUAGUGUCCCUGCCCAUGUAUUUGACCAGCUUAGAGCUUCAUGUAGCCUCAGGUACAAGGCAUUGGACGCUGUCCCCAACUAUCUUUCCUUUCUUAGAGACCUUGACUAUAAAAGGUAGGGGACUGAAGCUGGGGGUCCAGAAUGCGUCUGAGGUCUUCCCCGCUCUCCAGAAGCUCUCCCUGCUCCAGAACAGCUUGGAUGCUUUCUGCUCCCAGGGCACCUCCAGCAUUUUCCUCUGGCAGCUCCCCAAACUUCAGUCCUUGAAGGUAUGGGGUGCUGGAAGCAACUCCAGACCCUGCCUUAUCACCGGGCUUCCCAGCCUACAGGAACUGAAGCUGGAGUCACUUCAGUCCAUAACCCAGCCCCGUUCGGUACAGCUGGAGGAGCUGGUGGGUGACCUUCCACAGCUCCAGGCGUUACAGCUGUCCAGCACAGGGCUCAAGUCACUGUCGGCCGCUGCUUUCCAGCGCCUGCACAGUCUCCAGGUCUUAGUGCUUUACAUGGAGGAAGACUUGGUGCUGCAGGACAGUCUGAGGGAGUACAGCCCUCAGAUGCCCCGCUAUAUCUACAUUCUGCAGUCAAAAUUGGCCUGCCAGUGUGCCAAUGCAUGGAUGGUGCCGUGGGUUAAGCAGUCCAGUAAAACAUACAUACACAUAAGAGAUGGCCACUUAUGUCCAGGAGAAGUCAGGGUCCCUGACAGGGAUUCCCUUACCUCCUUUCUCUGGGACCACUGCCCCCAGACUUUGGAGCUGAAACUCUUUUUGGCCAGUUCUGCCUUGGUGUUACUGCUAAUUGCCUUGCCUCUCCUGCAAGAAGCCAGGAACACUUGGAUUCCCUACCUGCAGGCCUUGUUCAGGAUUUGGCUCCAGGGUCUGAGGGGUCAGGGAAACGAGGGGAAGAGGUUCCUUUUUGAUGUAUUCGUGUCCCACUGUAGGCAAGACCAGGGCUGGGUGAUAGGGGAACUUCUGCCUGUUUUGGAGGGCUUCCUUCCAGCUGGCCUGGGCCUACGCCUCUGUCUCCCCGAGCGUGACUUUGAGCCUGGUAAGGAUGUAGUCGACACUGUGGUAGAUAGCAUAGUGAACAGCCGUGCCACACUCUGUGUGCUGAGUGGCCAGGCCCUGUGUGACCCCCGAUGCCGCCUGGAGCUCCGCUUGGCCACCUCUCUCCUCCUGGCUUCCCCCUCCCCUCCAGUGUUGCUGUUAGUCUACCUGGAACCCAUUUCCCGACACCAGCUCCCCGGUUACCACAGACUGGCUCGGCUGCUUCGACGAGGAGACUACUGCCUGUGGCCUGAGGAAGAAGAAAGAAGGAGUGGGUUCUGGACUUGGCUGAGGAGCAGGCUAGGGCGGCCAUAGCCGGCAUUGGUGUCAGGUGGCACAUGUGAAUUUUAAGGUGGGGGUAGGGGAAGCAAGCAUGGCUGUCA
Messenger RNA from Arvicanthis niloticus (Nile rat), 2817 nucleotides. Its product is annotated as toll-like receptor 12. Lineage: Eukaryota; Metazoa; Chordata; Mammalia; Rodentia; Muridae. Gene Ontology annotation, cellular component: plasma membrane. Gene Ontology annotation, biological process: inflammatory response; toll-like receptor signaling pathway. The record is from RefSeq and is a predicted model, not a curated record. Gene Ontology annotation, molecular function: protein binding; signaling receptor activity.